Mycena citricolor is the source of this 864-nucleotide messenger RNA. The record is from the annotation of a GenBank genome assembly. Lineage: Eukaryota; Fungi; Basidiomycota; Agaricomycetes; Agaricales; Mycenaceae.
AUGGUUCAAGAAGCGCGUCUGGUAGCCAGCCUAUCACCGCUUGCGGCAUUCUAUGAACAAUAUCAAAAAGUGGGCCUGCCUCCCGCAGCCUUUGGUCAGAAGAACAUCACAUGGCCGUUAAUUCUGCGACAGAUCAAGCGUCCAGCUCUCUGCUGGCCCUAUUGGGCACCAGAACGAACUGUCGACAAGUACAGCACUGUGGCCAACAUUUGGGACGUGUAUGUUGCAGGCGAGCCAAAGAUGGAUGCAGACGGAAAGCAGACGGGGAUGAAACCGCCACUGCAGUUAGUAGAACAGGAGUUUGGGGAGCGUUGGAGAUCCGGUCCAGAUCUCCCUGGUGACAAGAAGACAAAAGCGGCUGCACGCAAGUCCUGGGAACGAUUCCGUGAGAUACCCGAAUGGAUUGAUAGUCAGGCCAAGCGCCGUUCCAUAUCCCCAUCAACAGUCAUUGAUGAACUCGAGGCACUUCGUAGUUUUACUCUCAGGGACGGGAUCACGGAGACAAAGAUGGGAUUGAACCAGCUAUCAAAACGAGUCAAGAGUAUGCGCCUGGAUGGCUUGAAGUCUUUUCCGUCUUUCACAACUCCUCCAUCUGAGCUAGAGACAGCGUCCUCUCCGUUGCUGGUGCCACUGCCUUCAACAUCGUCAUUGCUUGAUCCCCCCAUCGACUUGGUAGUCCAGACCACUGCUAAACGCCGUGCACCAGCUAUCGGAGCUCGCACUCGCCCGGCAAAGAAGGCUAAAGUUAGCCAGUUCGACGCGUCGGACAGCGACACGCCCUUCGCACGGAUGUUGAGCGGGAAGAUCUCGCCGGUGAUGACCCACGCGACGGGGCCCCAGGAGGUGGCGAAGAACGCGAUGUAG